Molecule: messenger RNA, 2574 nt
Organism: Danio aesculapii
Lineage: Eukaryota; Metazoa; Chordata; Actinopteri; Cypriniformes; Danionidae
Product: DENN domain-containing protein 2C-like
Source: RefSeq, a predicted model, not a curated record
AUGGUUCUGGUGAUGCGUGACAUUCAGAUGCAGGGCAGGAAGAAGUCAUUUGAGUUUGAGGAUGUGGUGCGGCUGUCAGCCCAAACGGCCUCUAGAGGGAAGGAGAGCCGCCGCUCGGGUCUUUAUCACGCCCUGUCUGAAGACAGCAUCUAUGAGGACAUCAUCUCGGAUAUGCCAAAAGAAAACCCAUAUGAAGACAUCACGCUUUCUCUGUGUUUACCUAUAAGACGGCAACGAAACUACACAGUUGGACAAAGAGAAAGGCCACAGCUCAAGCUCUCACCGAAGCCCUUCACACUAUUGCCUAAUGGUGACCGGCUGCAUAAAGUGGGACGAGACCAUAGACAGCUAACAACAUCACCUACAUGCACCACCAUCUCCAGCUCUCCCAGAUCAUCAGCAGUCAAACCUGCUGCAACGUACAAGACAAGCCGGCAACCCCUGCAUGUUUCUAGAUCCAGGAGAUUUUUUGAGUCCAAAAGAGGAAGGAAGCGCGUUUGGGUGACUGCAACCCGCGAUGAAUUGAGUGGGACAGAAAGCGAUCCCGAGGACAGCUCUAAAGAUCGCUCUCAUCGCACAGUGUAUGUUCAGUCAACCCUGAAACAGCCAGGUUACCGCACUUUAGAGAGGGAUCUGAUCCAACUUCAGCAGCAGCAGCUUUUCCAACAGUUUGUUGUGGUGUCGCUUAGAAAAGGCUCCCCUGGAAACACAUACAUACCUGAGAUCCACACACAGUUCCCUACCAAGUUUGAGAAGUCUUCCCGUCUGUCUCGUGAGGCUGAAGACAGAUUGAGAGCGAUUCCCAAGUUUUGUUUUCCUGACUGUCAUGACUGGCGUCCCUCCUCGGACCACACCAGUGAAACGUUUUCAUUUGUCCUGACGGGGGAGGAUGGGAGUCUUAUUGGAUACUGCCGCAAAUCCUGUGGGAAAGGGAAGAGACUGCCCGAAGUUCACUGUAUCAUCAGCAGACUGGGCUGCUUCAAUCUCUUCUCAAAGAUCCUGGAGGAGGUGGAGAGGAGGAGAGAGAUUUCUCCUGCGCUGGUUUCUCCUUUCAUGCACAGCGUCAUGGAAGCUCCUUUUCCAGCUCCUGGACGCACAAUCACCGUCAAGAGCUUCCUGCCAGGGUCUGGAAAUGAGGUUCUGACUCUGUGCCGGCCGGUGGACUCUCGUCUGGAGCACGUGGACUUUGAGAGUUUGCUGCAGGUCUUAGUGUCCUCCAGACUCCUGCAGGUCUUCGCUUCACUGACGGAGAGGAGAGUGAUCUUCAUCGCAGACAAACUCAGUGUUUUAUCUCGGUGUGCCCACUCUGCCCUGGCACUACUCUACCCCUUCACAUGGCAGCACACAUUCGUGCCUGUUCUUCCGGCGGGCAUGCUGGACAUUUGCUGCUCUCCCACUCCAUUUGUAAUGGGGGCUCUGUCUCCAUCCCUGCCCGAGGUGCUGGACAUGCCCAUUGAGGAGGUGCUUAUUGUGGAUUUGUGUACGGACAAGUUUGUCGUUCAGCUUGGAGACGAGGACUGUAUUUUGCCCAGUAAACUGCAGGCAGCUCUUCAAGAGAUCCUGGAGAACAGAGAGGAGAUACUGGAACAAAACCGCAGAGACAGAAGAGGAGAUAAGUCAGACUUGAGCACGUUGGUGUCGGAGGCGUUUGUGUGGUUUUUCGUGGAGAUCGUGGGCCAUUAUUCUCUCAACAUGAGCGACUCGGGACCCGGCGGGACCAGAGAACUGCAGAGAGACGCUUUUAGAAAGUCUCACCCAUCCAGAGGCGUCCGGCAGCUCCUGCAGCUCUUCAUGGACACACAGAUGUUUGCUGGAUUCAUUCAGGACCGAGAACUCAGAAAAGGAGGAGUUAAAGGCUUGUUUGAACUGAGAGCUGCAGAAUAUCUGGAUUCGUAUCCUGAACCUGAAACCAGCGGAGUCAACAGAUUUCUCAAAGGCCUCGGAAAUAAAAUGAAAUUCUUGCAGAAGAAAUAGAGAAGGGUGUCAGAAGGUUUUUUUUGUUGUUGUUCAAAAACGUGACUCAAGCAGCAUGUGGGUUCCUCUUCUGUGAAAACUCAAGGGUGGAGAUGAGCUCAAGACUGGAAUCAACUCGUUCUGCUCUGACAUUUCUAAGCCUCAGACUUGCUGUUCUGUGGCCAAUAGAGGAAAGGGCUGGAAAUGAGUUCAUAAGCACAAGGAACAAAGACGACUGAAGAGGAAGAGGAGGAGUCUGUGUCAUGUUAAUGUAGGUUUGAUAAAUAAGGAAGAAAAACUGACUAUGAAUGAAUAAUAGCUUGGGUUGGGUUAUUUCAGAUGUUUAUGUUUAUAUGAUUUUAACCCCAUUUUUAUUAAAACAGACAAGAAGGUGGUAAGUUUGUGUUUUAAUGUUUAGUUUGAAAAAAAUAUGAUGAAGGAUGACUUCUAUUCCCCUUCAGUAAUUAAUUUAUGAUUUUUUUUGUAUGCACAGAAAUUCUUUCAUUGUCAAACAUUUAUUUCUCUGCCUCUUUUUGCGAAAUAUCAUGACAAACGUUUCAGUUUUUCAGAGGCUUUUAUAUUUUGUACAGUUUUCUUUUGUUUUUGUAGAUAAACUACAGU